AUAAGGUAUGAGACUGCCAGCGAUCUUUCCUGGCUCCUUUCUGUUUUUCAGAGAAGUGUGCUUGCAUCAAUACUUUGCUUGACAACCGCCAUAAUAGAAGAAAUACCAAGCAGAAUCGAGACUGACUGAUGUCCUGAAGAUGGAGGAUUGGGAUCUGAAGAAGGACACAGCAGAACCUCCAGGACCCAGCUGUCUGUCUGCAAGGACUGACAAUUCCAAAGACGUACCUCCAAAAUUCAGUAAUGAGCCUGUGCCCUCAGACACAAAAAGGAGGAAGAGGAGCAGCACUGGUGUGCAGGAGCAGCCAUCCUGCUGUGCUUUGUGUCAAAAGGUUCUGAUGGAUCCAGUCUCUACCAGCUGCGGACACUGGUUCUGCAGACAAUGCAUUGGACCUUAUGGUGACCAGUCUGCUCCAUCAGGACCCUCCUCCUGCCCUCAGUGUUGGAAACAACUCAAAGUAGGAGCUGGACCCCUGAUAGCCAAUCAGAGCAUCUGUGCACCAGCAUAUGUGGGUUUGCAGGAGGUUUUACAGGAACAUAAGAUGAGUCUGAGGAAGAGAUAUGAAUGUGUGACUGAAGGAUGUGAUGAAAUAGGAAGUAAAACCCUCCUCAACAGGAUCUACAUUGAAGUCUAUAUCACAGAGGGACAGAGUGAAGAGGUAAAUACCCAACAUGAGGUGAUGCAGCUGGAGGCAGUUUCCAAGAUCCAGAAGCUCCAUGACAUUCCAAUCAAGUGCCAUGACAUCUUUAAAGCUUUACCUGGCCAAGAUGUAGCCAUCAGAGUGGUUCUGACCAUCGGUGUCGCUGGGGUUGGAAAAACCUUCUCAGUGCAGAAGUUCACUCUGGACUGGGCAGAGGGCUUGGAGAACCAAGAUGUCAAUAUGGUGGUUCUGCUUUCGUUCAGGGAGCUGAACCUGAUCAAAGAUGUGCAGCACAGUCUUCUCACGCUGCUCCAUGUUUUCCAUCCAACACUCCAGAAGCUCCCAGCUGAAAAGUUGGCCGACUGGAAAACUCUCUUCAUCUUUGAUGGCCUGGACGAAAGCAGACUUUCACUGGACUUUAACAACAGUCAGUUGGUUUCUGACAUCACACAGAAGUCAUCAGUCAGUGUUCUGCUGAUAAACCUCAUCAAGGGGAACCUGCUUCCCUCGGCUCUCAUCUGGAUAACUUCCAGACCUGUAGUGGCAAAUCACAUCCCUCCUUCAUGUGUUUCCAGGGUAACAGAAGUACGAGGUUUCACUGAUGCCCAGAAAGAGGAGUACUUCAUUAAGAGGUUCAGUGCUGAAGAGGUGUCCAGCAGAAUCAUCUCCCAUAUAAAGACCUCCAGGAGCCUCCACAUUAUGUGUGUAAUCCCAGUGUUCUGCUGGAUCACUGCUACGGUUCUGGAGGACAUGUUGAGCACAGAGCAGAAAGGAGAGCUGCCCAAGACCAUGACUGACAUGUACUCACACUUCUUGCUGGUCCAGACAAAGAGGAAGAAGAGCAAGUACCAUAAAGGACAUGACCCAAGUCCACAUGAGCUGAUGGAGGCUGAAAAGGAAGUUAUUUUGAAGCUGGGGAGGCUGGCAUUUGAACAGCUAGAGAAAAGAAACAUUAUGUUCUAUGAAGAAGACCUGAAGCAGUGUGGUCUGGAUGUCACAGAGGCCUUGGUGUACUCAGGAGUUUGUACAGAGAUCUUCAAAAAAGAGAGUGUGAUCCUCCAGAAAUCAGUCUACUGCUUUGUUCAUCUGAGCAUUCAGGAGUUUCUGGCUGCAGUCCACAUGUUCCACUGUUUCACCAGCAGGAACAUAGAAGUGAUGGAGAUAUUCCUGGAACAAAAAUACAGUGAAAUGUUUCUGGAUGAGUUCAUGAAAAAAGUCACAAUGAAAUCCCUCUGCAGUAAAAAUAGUCACUUGGACCUGUUUGUUCGCUUCCUUCAUGGCCUCUCUGUGGAGUCCAACCAGAGACUCUUAGGAGGCUUGCUGGGUCAGACAGAGACCAGUCCCAAAACCAUUCAGAGAGUCAUCAAGAACCUGAAGGAGAUGAACACUGAUGAUAUAUCUCCUGACAGAAGCAUCAACAUCUUCCACUGUCUGAUGGAAAUGAAUGACGUCUCAUUUUAUCUGGAGAUUCAACAACUCCUGAAUUCUGGGAAGGAGCUCUCAGUGAUGCAAUGCUCAGCUCUAUCUUACAUGCUGCAAAUGUCAGAUGAAGUUCUGGAUGAAUUGGACCUGGAAAAGUACAACACAUCAGAGAAGGGACGACUGAGACUGGUUCCAGCUGUGAGGAAUUGCAGAAAGGCUCGACUUGUUGCCUGCAGUCUCUCAGAGACAGAGUGUGAAGUUGUGGUCUCGGCUUUGAAUUCCAAUCCCUCCCAUCUGACUGAACUAGAAAUACGUGAGAUUGAUGGACUUAAAGACGCUGGAAUGCAGCAUCUGUGUGAGAUCCUGGAGAGUUCAGUCAGUAAAGUGGAGAUUCUUAGAUUGAGUAACUGCAGCUUGACAGAGCUCAGCUGGGCUUCUCUGGCCUCAGCUCUGAAGUCCAACGCCUCCCAUCUGACAGAACUGGCUCUGAGCAACAACAUCCUGAAAGAUGCUGGAGUAAAGGACCUCUGUGAUUUUCUACAGAGUACUGAUUGCAAAGUACAAAAACUGAUAUUGGAGGAGUGUAGUUCAUCAGAGAUCAGUUGUCCUUCUCUGGCCUUGGCUUUGAAGGCCAACCCUUUCCAUCUGACAGAACUGGACCUGAGUGGAAACGACCUGGAAGUUGCCGGAACAAAGGAGAUCUGUGGUUUUCUACAAACCCCUUCCUGUAAAAUAAAGAGAUUGGGAUUGACAGAUUGCGGGUUGACAGAAAUCAGCUGUGCUUAUCUGGCCUCAGCGCUGAAGUCCAACCCCUCCCAUCUGACAGAACUGGGCCUGAGCAGCAACAAAGACCUGAAAGAUGCUGGAGUAAAGGAGAUGUGUGGUUUUCUUCAGACUACUGACUGCAUAAUACAUAGUCUGAGCUUGGUGUGGUGCGGUUUGUCAGAGGUCAGCGUUAAUUAUCUGGUCACAGCUCUGAAGUCCAACCCCUCUUGUCUGAUUUACUUGGACCUACGAGGAAACGGCCUUAAGGACUCGGCUAUUCAGCAGCUGAAGGCUCUUGUAAAGACUGUGAGGGCGAGGUCUUAGUGAAGGAGAGGAGCUGAGCUGUGUCCUGAUGAUCCUGAGUGGUCGAAGCUGCAGCAGUUUGAGUUUAAAGAAACAUUGUCAUGAUGAAGAACUUUGCGUUGAAGUAUUUUGACUUUUUGUCUGAUAUUUUUUUUCUCUAUGGAUAAAUGAAUAUUAAAGUUAAAUUCAACUCCAUUUUGGCUUCAUGGAGUUUUGAUCUGAACUUGAGUCGGCUGGAAAGUUGCUCUUGUUCUCACUGAUGUAUUUUUGUCCUGUAACAGAAAUGUGAAGUAAAGCUCAAUUCAACAUUU
This is a messenger RNA of Gambusia affinis (western mosquitofish), 3441 nucleotides long. Its product is annotated as NLR family CARD domain-containing protein 3-like. NCBI's taxonomy places the organism in Eukaryota, Metazoa, Chordata, Actinopteri, Cyprinodontiformes, Poeciliidae. The coding region runs from base 140 to 3151 and encodes 1003 amino acids. The transcript has 10 exons. Gene Ontology annotation, molecular function: metal ion binding; protein binding. The record is from RefSeq and is a predicted model, not a curated record.